This is a messenger RNA of Dissoconium aciculare CBS 342.82, 1866 nucleotides long. RefSeq lists its product as uncharacterized. Bases 284 to 1762 code for a protein of 492 amino acids. The transcript has 2 exons. The record is from RefSeq and is a predicted model, not a curated record. Lineage: Eukaryota; Fungi; Ascomycota; Dothideomycetes; Mycosphaerellales; Dissoconiaceae.
UUAUGACGACGUCGCUCGACCCUGGUACCACAUUGUGCAGCUUCGGUGCCGACGCCAAUACAUCAUCGACGACCAAAUAUAUCACUGUUGAAAGUGAUAUCUUUCGAGUGUUCCAAGACGGUAUCGACGGCAACACAUCAAUUCUCGGGAUAGCUCAAGACGAAUUUCAGUCCUCGAAGCGUCAAAUGAAAACCCAACGAGGAUACUAGUCCAACACCUGGCGCCCAAACAAGAUACCUCAUCGCCGAAUUAUUAUUCAGCACGCUCAAUACAUCUUGACAACAUGUCCGAAGCAAUGUCCGGCUGUUCGGCUGACCCGAAGUCAUCUCACACACGAAACUACUCUGAAGAUUCCAUGGCGAUUUCUCCAAUGGAGCAACUUGGAUAUCACAACACCUCGAUAGACUCCAUCCUCGCCGGCUUACAGGCCCCGAGCCAGCCAUGUUCGUCGGCCCGUAAACAUGUAACGCCAGACACGUCAAAAGACUCGCGAGGAAUCGGGUGUUCACUCACCAAUCCAUCCGUGCACGACCGAUCAGCACAACAACCUAAUAAAUCAACACAGCAACCCCAAUCUUCGCCCCGCUGCAAUUCCUGUCGGCCUCCAUCUCCAACCAGCACGCGCCCAAGCUCAUCCGCCGGCAACCCGGCCGCACGGCUUCCACCAUGCCGAAGGCCACGCGGCGCCGUCGCCCGGAGUUCCCUCGCCCAGGCCUUUGCCUCGGAGGAUGGUGGAUCCGCAUUUCUGCCGGCAUCUAUCGGCAUACGGACAUCUCCACGCCGUAACCACACAGCCUCGACCACUUUCGCCCAUCGACCGGCGCCAACUCCGAUUGUCCCUGCAACAGAAACACAACCGAUCCCACAGACGACCUCUCGCGGAAGUGAUCAGUACAACACCCAACGCACCGACUCGAUCAUCUCUCUACCAUCCCUCUCCUCCUCCAGCUCUCAACAAGAUCAAGCAACAUCACUACCACACAAUAAGAGCAACAAAACCUCCCGCCACCCCUUCCACCGCACAACCUCCUCAAGCAGCAAUAAUUCAAGUUCAAGUACAACUUCCUGCUCCAGCGCCUCUACAAGCAGCAGCGCCCUGCACUUCGGACGAAACAACAGCAGCAGUAGCACCAGCAGCGCUUCGACCACUACGACAACCUCAACCUCCUCCUGCUCAUCAUUCUCCAAACUCUCCCCCUUAACUUCAAUCCCACCAUCAUCCUCCUCAUCCCCCUUCUUCAAAAGUCCUCCCUCAUCACACUCCCCACUCUCCCCCUUCACCCCGCUCUCCACCCCCUCCUCACCUCCGGUGACCCCCGCCUUCGCCGCCCUCUCCUCGAAACCCUACCUCCACCAUCCCGCAGGCUACGCGCCGAUGGCGGCAGGCUUCGCACGCCUGAAGAUCUCCUCCUCCUCGUCGCGGCAUUCCGUCGCAGAGGAAAGAGGUGACGAAGACUUCUUCUUCAAUCGCGGCGGAGACGUCGGGAGUGCUGGUGCUGACGGCGCGGAGGUGAGGAUGAGGUUGUUGGUUAGCGGGGCAGGGGUUCAGGCUGGGAGUCGGUGGACGCGGACUUUUCACGGAGGAGAGGAGGACCAGGAGGGAUUUCGUCCCCAGGGGCGGGGUGAGGAGAUGAUGGCGAUGUUGAUGGUCCUCAAUGAAGGUCAUGUGUGUUUUCCUUGUUUUCUCUCUGGCAGAAUCCUGGGAGGUCUUUCUCUGCGUCUGUUCCGCAGAUGGCUUCUCGUUUCUCCUCUUUCGUUUUAGGGCGGGCAUUUUCCUCUCAUGAUUGCAGCAAAAGCGGCGCGGGGCCAUCAGCGAGGCAAGGAGGAAAGCGCUUUUGUUUUCGUUUCGUGUGCUCUUUCGUCUUU